CAUUUCCUAUUUCAAUUUUUUCUUCCGUUCUGUUGUGUUCUCUCGAACUGCGACUAUUGUGUCCGGAUAGCUAUGCAGGCGUACGAUGAAAGCGGCAAUAGCACCCCCAUGGUCACCUUCCAGCGGAACGGGUCGUUGUCGUGUCCGGUUCAGUUCCUGUGCCAUGAAAACUCGAACAGUUUCUCGUACACCAUGAUUCCCCCGCGGCCGCUCAAGCUCACCGUUCUCAAAUUGGACGGAUCUUCUUUCGAGAUUGAAGUACCUAGGAAUGGGACGGUGGCGGAUCUGAAGAAGGCAGUGGAGGCCUCUUUUAGUCAUUUACCUUGCAAGGUAUCAUGGCGACAUGUUUGGGGACAUUUCUGCUUGAGCCAUGAUUAUGAGAAGCUAUUAUGUGACACCGAUCACAUAGGACUUCAUGGAAUUAGGGACGGUGAUCAGCUUGAAUUUGUGCGACAUGUCUCAGUUUCCUACUUGGGAAAGCAACAAGAAAGAGAGGACCUUGAAGCCUGUCUGUUGCUCGAUAACUGCGAGAAGAGAUUGCAAAGGAAAGGUAGUAUCUCAAGAUUCUUCUUAGGCAACUCUAGAAAUGCCCAAUCUCUGGACCGAUACAGAUACGAAGGGAGAAGAAGAAGAAGCAGAGCAGCCAUGGCUAUGGCCAACAUGAUCAUGGCUUCCUUCAAAGCCCUCAUGCCUCCUCCCACUCUCCUCCCCACCCCAAGAACCAAAGUUUCUUCUCUGUUUCCCAAAUUGCCCUUCCCCCAAUUCCCAAAACCCAUCAAAAAUCUGAAGUCCCUACCCCUGAUCCUCGCGACCGCUCUCGCCGCCGCGCCGCCUCCGGCUAUGGCGGAGGAGAUGCAGAAGGCGUCGCUCUUCGACUUCAACCUCACGCUCCCGAUCAUGAUGGUCCAGUUCCUGCUCCUCAUGGUCGCCCUCGACAAGAUCUACUACUCCCCGCUCGGGAAAUUCAUGGACGAGAGGGACGCCGCGAUCAAGGACAAGCUGAACAGAGCGAAGGAGAUGUCGGAGGAGGCGCGGCGGCUGGACGAGCAGGCGGCGGCGGUGAUGAGCGCGGCGCGCGAGGAGAUCGCGGCGGCGCUGCGCCAGAAGAGGACGGAGACGCAGGCGGAGAUGGAGAAGAGGCUGGAGGAGGGGCGGGCGAAGGUGGAGGCUGAGCUGGCGGCGGCGCUGGAGCAGCUUGAGGUGCAGAAGAUGGAGACGAUGAAGCAGCUCGAAUCUCAGAUUUCUUCGCUUAGCGAUGAGAUUGUCAAGAAGCUCAAAUGAUUGUUCGCAUGUGGCGAAGGCGAUCGAGAAGAGUUUUUCAUCUUCAUCCUACUUAGGAACUCUAAUUUUGGAGCGUAUUUUUCGAAGCAGUAAUGUUGCUCAUACUUUGGCUAGACGAGAAGUUGUUCAACCUCGUUGAUUUUUUUUUUUUUUUCACAAUGUAAAUUUUGUUGCUAAAAGAGAGUAUUAAUACAUAUAUUUUGUUAAUUUUGUUGAUAAAAGAGAGUAUUAAUGCAUGAUUUCAUAAAAGAAAUUAAAGCAUGUGGUUAUUA
Molecule: messenger RNA, 1553 nt
Organism: Cuscuta campestris
Lineage: Eukaryota; Viridiplantae; Streptophyta; Magnoliopsida; Solanales; Convolvulaceae
Source: the annotation of a GenBank genome assembly